AUGUUGCGAUACAUGCAAAGCUCAGACCCCAACGGCGAUGACAAUGGCGGACUCGACGAGAGCCCCGAAACGUCUCCUCAGCUUGCUGCGCAACAGCCGACGCAACCGCCACUGCCACUGUCGACACGGCAGCAGCUUGCCGAGGCAGCCAUGAUCCCCGUUCCUGUCCCAGUACGCAGCGCGACUAUUGGCCACCAGGCCAGCGCACUCCCGACAGGUGCAGCUCCCAAGCAACAGCAGCAGGCUCAGAGGCAAUCCUCUCUCCGUCGGACAAGGUCACCGCCUCCUUCCUCCUCGGAGCAGACCCAGCAGCAGAUCUGGGAGGAGUCGAGCAUCAAUUCCAUGUUUGCGGAGAGCAUACCUGCAACUGCCCGAAAGCAACGAGUGAGCCGUGGCCGGUACGAAGAUAUUGUUCAGCAGCAACGCAUGCAGCAGCGCUUUGAGCACUUGGCAGAUGAGCCGACCGGCCCUCUUGUUGGAGACCGAGGAGGACUCAGAAAUGCGGCAGGAGAUGCGCCAGACCGGACGGAUGACCCCCACGAGAGGCCGCCGUAUGGGUCUCCUACAAGGCAGGCGCCGUACCUGAAACACCCAAGACAGCCACUGCGCGAUGGUAGGGUAGCAACAGGCCGGCCGUCGUUUGUUGAUCGGCCGUCCGGCGGGAACUACGAGGAUGUCAAGGGUGGGUCGCCGGAACGGCGACUCCGUCAGGGGCGGGAUAGCAAGUCCAAGGCUGUAGGAGGAGGGAGCAUGGCACCAGAGGCUGGCCUUCGUGAGCCUGUCUAUUUCCGCGAGGCAGAAAUGCCGCUGGCACGAACGCCGGGGAAGGCGGCGAGAUCAGAGGACGAAAGUGACGGACUGUCACCCGAUGACGAGGCUACGACGCAGCAGACUCCACGGCAACACUACUCUCCACCCCGGCGCCCACCACCGCUGCCACCGUCAGGAGUGCCGCUGACAAGAGGACUGCUGGAAAGCUCAGUCCCACGGACAGCUGGUGGAGGCGGGAGCCGGCGUGACAAGAAGACGGGCCGAAAGCGGCGGAACAGUCUGGACUACGACGACAGCAUGCUGCACCGGAUGAGCUACUCGGAUCUCAGGGUCGAGCCUUUCGACCAUGACCCGACGCGAGUGGCGGUGAAGCAAGCAGCGACUACGCCACCCAAGCUGUCACUGGAGGAGCGGCUUGUGCAGCACAAGAGAAAAGACGGCACCAGCCAGCACAUUUUCUUCACGGAGAUGUCGAUGAAGGAGUGGGACGAAUGCGGAGACUGGUUUCUCACACAAUUCUCGGAGCUGUCGAACAGGAUCCGGGAGAAGCGGCAGGCGAAGCGAAAGAAGGUGGCGGAGUUUGAGACGGAGAUUGCGGAACGGGAGGAAAUGGUGCGGGACAAAAUGGAGAGUAUAGAUCGCACUCUGGACACGCUGAAGCUCGAAGGAGAGGGGAUGAUGCGCGGGAAAGCGGCAGGAGUGUAG
Grosmannia clavigera kw1407 is the source of this 1476-nucleotide messenger RNA. RefSeq lists its product as uncharacterized. Gene Ontology annotation, cellular component: RNA polymerase I core factor complex. Bases 1 to 1476 code for a protein of 491 amino acids. NCBI's taxonomy places the organism in Eukaryota, Fungi, Ascomycota, Sordariomycetes, Ophiostomatales, Ophiostomataceae. Gene Ontology annotation, biological process: nucleolar large rRNA transcription by RNA polymerase I. Gene Ontology annotation, molecular function: RNA polymerase I core promoter sequence-specific DNA binding; TBP-class protein binding. The record is from RefSeq and is a predicted model, not a curated record. The transcript has a single exon.